Messenger RNA from Acytostelium subglobosum LB1, 8358 nucleotides. RefSeq lists its product as hypothetical. Gene Ontology annotation, biological process: cell morphogenesis. The record is from RefSeq and is a predicted model, not a curated record. Gene Ontology annotation, cellular component: cell cortex; site of polarized growth. The transcript has 4 exons. Bases 1 to 8358 code for a protein of 2785 amino acids. NCBI's taxonomy places the organism in Eukaryota, Evosea, Eumycetozoa, Acytosteliales, Acytosteliaceae.
AUGGCAGCAGGCACACAGAUCAACUCGAGUAAUCAGUCGUUGAGGAUGUCGCGCGGCAACACGCUCAUACGCCGCAUAUCCACACCGACCGGAUCAAACACAUCGACCGUGACGUCGGGCAGCAAGCUCAACCUGCUCGGCAUCAACGACUCGUCCAGCGAGCGCGAGUGGGUGAACUUUGCCCGCAGCUUCUGGUACUACUACCCGUCUCUGCAGCUCAUCAGCGAGUCAUCCAAGUACUGCAAGACGUCGGUCAUACGACUGCUACUCGACUUGCUGCCACGCCACAUACAAGGCCUUGCGCCACACUCGGGACCAAUGGCGGGCGGCUCCAUGUCGUUUGGCGUCGGCUCACCCUCGGCCACCUCGCCAGUGCUCCUUUCAUCGACGGGCAGUGUGGGCCGCGGCGCCGCCAUCUCGCCCAGUCUGAUCAGCGCCAACAACAACGCCAGCCCAACUGGCACUGCCACACCGUCGCUGUCGGCCGUACUGUCGACCGGCUCACAGUCGCAGACCAAGCUGUUCACAUUCGAGUCAUUCCUCUCGAUGAUCACCUGCACCAUCUAUCAGAACGACCUCAAGUACAUGGACCUCAUCGAGAGCACGAUCGAGAUGGUCGUCGCCGACAUUAUCACACAGAUCCUUGGCAACAGUCCAUCGAUUGGCGUCAGCGAGCAACUACUGUCUCGACUGCGCGACCUCGCCUUCUACUACUUCCGACCAAUCGGUCCACGUGCCCUCAACACCACCACCUGGUACACUCUACGUCUAUCCAUCUCUGAUCAAUGGUCUCUAAUACUUGGCCAACUAUCUAGAAUAACUCUAUCACCUGUAUCCAAUGCACUCUCCAGGAUCAUUGGCAACAACCCGACCGAGGAACAGAUACCCAUAUUCAAAGGAAUACGUUGGGUAUCAUUGAAUAUGCAAGAUAAUGACAAGAUAACGGAAGUUGAGAAGCUGUUGGGCCAGAUGCUGUUUUGGAUCGAAGGCAACAAGAAGAACAAUCUGCGAUUGGCACAGCUCGAAUCGCUGGAUGGCAUGCUGUUGUCGAUGAGCGACUUUACCAUGUCGACAGGAAUCGUCGAGAAGAUGAAGGCCGUGUACAAACGCGCCGAGAAGAUGCUGAAACAUGACGAUUUCGAGGAGCGAUCACUUAAGCUCAUGACGACCAUCCUAACUCGCGGCCCCAAUUCGAUCUUUGACGAGGAGUACGAGUCGGUGCUCAAGCGUCUGUGGAAGACGGUGGCAAUCCAGAAGAAGCGCGACUUCUCACUUGAGUGCGUGCUGCGUUUGUUGCAGGGCAAGUUCGUACCGCCACGCAAGAUCACCGGCCUGCAGGCCAACCUGUCGGCCAACUCAGAAUCGCCCGGCCAGUCGAUUGCCGCGCAGCUACAGCAGCGAAUGGAACGCGUGUACGAAAACAGCGGUUCAUACCUCUACGCAGGCCUGGCGCACAACCGCGCCAAGAUGAUACCACGCCUGCAUGACAUCAUCUCGACACUCUACGGCAAGAAGCAGGUAGUGCCAAAGGUGAUCGAAUGCAUCGACUUGCUCACAGCAAUCACCGUCCACUUUGCCGUUCACUCGCUCAAGCUGCUCACAGACACGGUACUGCCGUGUCUGUUCAGCAACCAGUCGCUGCUGUACCACGUCGUGGCACUGCGCACGCUGUCCAUCAUCCUGGACCCAAGUGACGUGUUUUGGAAUACGUCGCCAUCGGCCAAUCCCAAUAUGCGUGCCAUCUCCAACGACAUCAUCUACGUGCGCAAGGAGGAGAUCCAGCUGACACUGGAGACCUUCCUCACCAAGUCGUUCAAGUACUGCGAGGAGCAGUCUGGAGGCGACAACGCGCCAGUUGCACAAGAUCCUCUGGCACUCUCCACCCAGUUCGAGCCAACCAUCUCCCUUUACUCACUCAUCUCUGAUCAAACAGCUGUACAUAAAUUCGAGAGCGAGACUACUGUAGAGGCAAUCAAGAGAUGGUACGAUGUGUGCACAAAGUCAACUGAACAACGCGAGAAGGAGUUUGCCGAUCAGUAUCGCGCAUCGUCCAAUACUUUGGCCAACAAGGUGCUGAUGUGGGAGAACACAAAUGCGCUGCCCGGCGCGCCAGUCGAGCAGUACCCAAUGAAGCGCAAGACACCCAAGCGCAAGAUUGUCAACCCCGAGUUGCUCGAGCUAUUCAAGGAGACCAUCAGAUGCGUUACAUUCAUGCCCAAGUCAUUCAUUGUCAACAGCACACUACACAAGUUGGUGCUACACGAGGAGGAAGAGAUUGCCAUGGCUGCAUCACACGCCAUCCAGGUGGUCAUGUGCGACCAUCCAGAGCUGCGCACCACCCUCGUCCAGGGCUACACAUCACUCAUUCUGCAGUACAUUGGCAAGGAUCACGUUGCCCUGCAGACACUGCUCUCCCAGCUUCUGGGCCUCAUCGAUCUAUGGAAUGAGCGUUCGUUCAUUGAGUCUCGCCACUCGUCGGUGCCCUUGGACAGCUCGUUCUACCCACCCAAGAUGCUGCAGACAGAGAUCGAGGCAAUUGGCUUUGUGCAUCUAACCUCACCCAACCCGCAGACCAGGAUGAUCUCACUGCAGUUGAUCAGAUCGAUCUCAGGUAUCCGAAACACUGAGACUACGGCCACUCAGGUUGCCAGCGUACUGCAUACAAGCUGGCGUACAAUCAUGCAGCGCGCAAGACACCAACUGCUGCUGGACAACUCAUACGGCAUCGACAAGGAUAUCAAACUGGGCCCCAACGACGACCUUCCCACAAUCGAGGAGGUGACGCUCUGUACUCACGACCGUCUAUGGGCAUUCGUGCUCGCAGAGAUUGGCCGCGAGGCAGUUGAACACGACUGCAUCCGCACUCUGUCAAAGACCCGCGGCAUCAUCCUUGGAAUCCUGGCAGCGAUGCCACCCCCACCAACAGAGCAGACUACUGACGAGGCCAAACGCCAUGCCUCAUACACGCUGCGCCACCUCUGGGUCAACUGCCACGCACUGAUGUUCUCCAUCUGUGGUAUCUCUUCAUCAUACCCGCUGCGUCCAACGCCUGGCAGCGACCCCAUCGUCGACGAGAUGAUCAACUUUGAGCACGGCCUUCAGACAAAGGUCACCAACUACUUGCCCAACUUCUGGGCUGGCCUUCUGUCAGACGCCCCCUGGAUCAGAGAGAAGCUCUCAUUCAUCUGUGGUUUGUUGCACUGGCGUUUGCUUCCCUGCUUCAUUGACUCGCUCAACAACUGGUGGACAGCCAACAAGAACAACAAGAAGUUGGCGCGUGUCCGCGUCGACCUCUCCAACAUCUUCCGCAGAAUAUCACAGCAUCGCGAUUUUAGACGCGCGCUCAUGGAGAGCGCCGACCUUAUCCAGGUCUUUGUGCAGUUCAUCAAUCAGAUCGAGCCAAUCUUUGGCGAUGCGACCAAGCUGCCAUCACUGGCGCACUCAUCAUACUUUGCCGACAAUGCCAUGGUUGUCUACAACUUUUGCAACUCGCUAUACACCCCCACGCCAUGCGCGCUCGAGGGUCCUGUGCGCAAGUCACUCAUCUCUAGCAUUCGAUCAAUCCCCUGGACGGUGGGCGAGCGAUACAAGACCUUCCGCACAAUCUUGCAAUGGAGCGGCCACCCGUUGGUGGCCAACGCCCGCAUGCAGCUCGAGGGCCUGGAGCUCAACAAGCGUCUUGCCAAGAAAGACUCGAUUGCACGCGAGGAGGAGCGACUAAAGAUCGACGCCGAACUUACACGUAUCAGAACAUGCUCGCGUCUCGCCGCCGAGGCCAUCCUCAGUCUGGGCACGCUGUUUGAGCAGGGCCUCCUGGUGGAGGUCAUGCCAUGGGUGAUCGACUCGGAGAUCAAGGGCAACAGAAUCCUGCGAUGGGUGCUGUCCUACCACUUUGACGAGUCAUACUUCUUCUUCCUGAACCGCGCCUACACCAGUGUCGACAACAACAACGACGCCAACGAAGCCGUGCUCUUCCUGCACUCAGUCUAUGACCAGUACUUGCCCAUCCCCUCACCAAACCCACCCACUCUAGGCAUCAGCGAGGAUAUUUAUCAGUACUACUACGACAAAGCUCUUGAGGAGCGCGCACAGGAGCAACUGGAGAACGAGCCAGUCACAUCGACUGACCGCAACUUCUCACGUCGUCUCACCGAGAUUGGCUCCACAUUGCUGUUCCUCUCGUGUCUCAACUUGCUGCACCCCACGCUCUUGGCACGCAUCCGUUCAUUCGACCUCAUCGCACGUCUGGCGCCCUGCGCAUUCGGUCUGCUCCUCGAGGAGGACGUGUCCAUCCGCGCCAUCCUCCUCCCCAAGCGUCAAUCAUUCGCCUCACAGAUCACUCCCACGUGCAAGCAGUCAGCCAUCGAAGUGUCAGAGAUCGCGUCACAGGCCUGCGCCGAGUGGACCGAGCGCUUCUUUGAGGAGGCCUUUGCUCGUUACGCCACAAUGUCCAACUCGAACCGCCGUUGGACCGUCCAACUGCUGUUGCCAUGGUGCAGCAACAUCUCGCUGAACAACAACAGCGAGAAUGGACGACUGACUCGCAACACCCCCGGCCGCUUCCUGAUGGCCAUCUUCAAGAUGACCGAGCUACUGCAGCAGUCCAGCGCCAAGAACGACAAUCAGACCGCAGCAGGCGGCCUGUCGUCCAACAAUGAGAUCCUGCCCGAGCUGAUCGAGCUGUGGCUUGCACUGGCACGUCGCGAGACUGGCAACCUGACCACCAUCGUCAACUUUUUAAUCAAGAAGGGCGUGGCGACUCGCGACUCGAUGCGCAUCUGCAAGCUGCUCAUCCUUCACAUCUACCGUCUAAACCCCAACGCCACACUCGAGCCGCUGGUCUUCCCGCUGAGUUACGCUGGUGUCAUCGCCGAGAAGCGUUCAGAGUCCAUCGCUGAGAUGACCGCACAGCAGAGCUCAAACAACUUGUCCAAUGACAUGGAGAAGCGCUCUGCUAAGGCUCAGUCAGCCAAGGUGCGCGAGACCUGUGUCAAGUUCAUCAGCGACCUAAUCAGCGAUAACUUGCGACCAAUCAUCCCGCACCUGCACAUCCUGCUCAACUACUCGCUGCUGCGUAUCGACAGCUCGGUCGAGGGAGAGACGCUGGUCACCAUGGUCAAUGUUCUCCUUUCCGCGCUGCGCAACAGCAUGUACGGCCAGAUGUCGCAGGAGCCUGAGGAGCGUCGUCCACAGUUCCGUUCAGUGCUCAAGUCUAUCGACACGAUCGUCACCAGUCUUCGUCUGCCCACCUUCCAGAUCAAGUUCAACUUCCACGACGGAAAGAAGGAGACCGACAUGUCGUCACUGAACCUCACCGACGGACACUCAUCUCUCACAGGCCGCCGUAACCUCUCUUCGCCACUACCCAUGUCACCAUCAGUCUCAUCUGUCUCGUCUCCCAAGGUCAAGUCACCCCGUGUUGCGGCCUCCGUCCCAGUUGGCUCGCCCGCAGGCUCGACCACGCCUGGCAUAUUGUUGGCAUCAAGCAAGGACGAUGUCAUUGAGCAUCGCAAUGAGAUGAUCAAGUGGUGCAACGGAUACAUCUAUGUCGAGGAGCUGAUCACCGUGCUAUGUAAGUACUGUGAGCUCUUGACACCCGUCACUGUUGAGAAGUGGGAGGCCGAGUCGCUGUUGUGGAUCAAGAACUACAAGGACCCACGCAUAUCAAUCAAGUCAUGCCAGACAUACCGUUCGAUCAUCCACUGCCAGCAGAUGCUGCCAGACACACAGAAGGAAGCACUCAAGAUCACAACACUCAAGCGACAAAAGUCAAGAUGGGCUUCCAGCGUCGAGCAUCUCGUCAGUCUGCUCUACGACUGGACCGAGGGCCUGGACGCCUUUGUCGUCAAGGUCAUGGCGACAGCGCCAGCCGAGGGCAGUAGCAACCGCAGCGGCUUUGGCUCAACAUUCAGUCGCCAGCUUCAGGCGGCAAGCGAUCUUCCCGAGUCCUACAAUAUUACACUGUGCGUCGAGAUUCUCUUGGCACUCAAACAGAUCUCUCAGAGCAAGAACAUCGAUGAGAUUUCAUUGGCAUCGAUCUUUUGGAGCGCAGCCGCAUUCUUACCAGCUGGCCACAGGUACUACGAACCACUGUACGUGGCGGCCAUCGGCGUGCUCAACCUGCUGGUCAUUGAGCAAAAGGUCUUAGACUCGCCCAACUCAUCGGUCUACAUAGAGAUCCUGCGCAAAGCUAAAGAGGUAUCGAUCCCACGUGGAAUCCAGUAUCACCUGUUCAAGGGCAUCCUGAUGCCAUCGACAGAGGAGAUGUCCAGCCCCCUGAUCAUCGCCUUUUUCGGCAUUAGCGACAACAUCCUGGUGGACCCCGCCGGCUCGCCCCUGCGCUACCUGUUGCCAGUCCUCGCUCUUACACCCUGGCUGCACAACAAGAUCCUGACGUCCAAGUCAUCGAUCGUAUACAAGGAGCACAAGAUCAUUGCUGAUCGCGUUGCCAGUGACCUGGCCAGCUUGCUCGCAGACCAGAAGCGCCUGCCCCAGUUUGCAGGGCUGUCCGACGUGUUCAAGAAGUACUCUAGCGGUGGCUUCAACUCGAACCCUGACGACUUCCUCUAUUCAGUGCUCGAGACCAUUCGCUCGGCCUGCAUCCCCGAGUACGCCAACCAAUGCGCUGACCUGAUCGCCAACAUGCUGGACAACUCCCUCGUGCUGACAAACUCGAUCCUCAAGACCGUCAACUGUCUGCUCAAGAACGCUCCAAUCAACGUCAUCCCAAUGUUCAAGAACAUCAUCAAGAUCGCAUGCGACGUCGGUUCAUCGUCGCCAUUCGCCGGCGAGCUCAUUCAUCUCGUCACAUCUGUCAUGAAGACCGAGGUGCUCAACUCGAGCAACCUGCCGCCAAUGCUGACGCCAUUCGACAAGUCACCAUCCGAGAUCAUCAAGAUGGUUGUACCGGCCAAGGUGUCGCACCGCGAGAACAAGAGAGGCAAAGGUCAUCGUCGUAACAAGUCGGGCAUCACCGACCAUCCCUCGCUCAAGGAGCGUGCCGUCCACGAGAAGAAGAACAUCCCUGCCGCCACGCCAAAGUUCUCCAACAUGUUUGGCAGCAAUAACAGUUCAAACUCCUCGACGACCACGACACAGCAGGCAGCACAGCAACAACAGCAACAGCAACACUCACAGCAGCAGCUACAGGAGCCGACGACUGUCACGAACAUGUCGACCUCUUCAAUGACUGAUGACUAUGAGUUUGAAUUUGGCGACGAGGAAGAGUUGCGCGAAGUCAAUGGCAUCAUCCAAGAGUCCAUCACCAUUUCGAUGAAGGACUCGCUGUGGCGCGCCUCUGACGAGUACAACGUGUAUCUGGAUGACAUGGACGAGGAGAACAUCUACAAUGAGGGCUUGGAGGACCUAAAGGAUGGCUUGGAUGGUAUCGACACCAACCUGCUACUCAACAAGCUCAACUCGACACAAUCUCUGCUCAACAUUACGCUCCCCAACAACCUACAGAUGCCAUCAUUAAGCAGUGCCAACCUUGGCAAAUCGAUCCUUUCCAGCAGCAACCUGGCUACCAUCUCCAGGUCACCGAGCAGAUCAAAGGAGAAGCUGGUCGAUGAGCCCACAUCAUCGACUGCCAAGCCAAUCCCACUGGCUGUGCCGUUGGCGACAGUUACCACCGCGCCAACAUCCACCACAAGCAGCCGUCCACUCAACAAGUCCUCACAGCAGGAAACAUCGACGUCUGAGGGCAUUGACAGUCUGCGCGACCUCCUCAUGGUGUCGAGUACGGGCGGCCAGCGAACGUCCGACUCGUACCAGAUCGAUCAAAUCUUGUCCAACCUCAAAGACCUCGAUGACGUCGACCUUGACAAGCUGGAGAAGCUCGACCUCGAUGGUUUGGGCCUCGAGGACUCGUCACCGCUGCACAACACAUCGUUCCUCACCGUGUCAAUGGCGGUCAAGGCUCCGGUCGCACCCGCGCCAGUUGUGCCCGCGCCCCAGCUCACUGGCAUCCGAGCCAUCCUCUCCGAUCCCAAGAAGCGCAGAGCGUUUGUCGACUUUUUGAAGAAACAGCACUUCCAAAAGGCGGUGAACGAUGUAUGCUUUGUCGAAGUGGUCCAGGACUUCAAGACCGAUGUGGCCAGCGAGGGCAGCGAGGAGAUUGGCGGCGAUGGCCUGGUCUAUUUGAUGAAGCACAUUGUCGAAGGAUUUGUGGCGGAGAAUGCCAGACACUCGAUCUCGGUCACUGAGAAGGUGCGCGAGAAUGUCAUCACGGCCUACCAAGACUUUAUCACCAAUGGCAACAUGAUUGAUCCCACCAUCUUUGACGUGGCUUUGGACAUGGUCAUCAAGGCACUCGAGGAGAAGUCCAUCUUGGAUGAGUUCCUCAAGAGUACCAAGUAG